Schistocerca piceifrons (Central American locust) is the source of this 1954-nucleotide messenger RNA. RefSeq lists its product as uncharacterized. The transcript has 2 exons. The record is from RefSeq and is a predicted model, not a curated record. Lineage: Eukaryota; Metazoa; Arthropoda; Insecta; Orthoptera; Acrididae. Bases 35 to 1645 code for a protein of 536 amino acids.
ACAGCGGCAGCAGACAGCAGACAGCGGCUGCAGCAUGGCGCUGUUCGCGGCGCGGGUUCCCAGGAGGAUGAACAGAUGGCACUUUGCGUGGGUGGGCAAGGCGAUGGCGGCGGCCCUGGUGGUGUGGCUGGUGGUGGCAACGGGCGUGGUGCGCAUCGAAGUCCCGCACAGCCCCCUGUCGCUCGGCGCCGUCGCCAACACCACCCCGUCGCGCGUCGUCUUCGCCGACUCUCCGACGCCGGUCGCCGCCGCCAAAGCCGCGCAGGAAACGAAGAACACAGUACCGCCGACUGUUCUGUACAGCGCUAUGAAGCAAGUCUCCAACGUCCCUUUGGAUUUCUGGGCCAAAUACUCUGGCAAGUCGCUGCAGCUGAACAAGACGUGCGCCAAGUUUCCCAGUGUUCUCGAAUUGGACUUCAACAACCUUUACUGGCAAAGGACUGUGACUAGCAACGGUACCGUGUACCUGUUCAGUGCGUACGUUGACGUUCGUAAACAAAACAAGCAAGCGCCGACCGUGCGGCUUAUCGGUAUGAUCGACAGGAUUGAACCUAAAACCAAACUGACCUGUCAGCUCUGGUUCGAAGGGGAGAAGGCUCCAGUUUUCUCUCAAGUCUACGAGUACAAGUACAUUUGGAACGCAAAGUGGGGCAACUACAAACAAGGCAUCCUCCAGCCGUACCUGAUCAGUUGCAAAGUGCCGGAUUCUCACAAGUCUAAAGUGCCGUCAGCAGUAUCCGUGGUAGAAAAUCAGUGCGAUACGGCCACGACCAGUCUGCGGAUAAUCCACGAGAAGCCGGAGAAGAAGAAGGGCUUUGCUGUGUGCGUCAAGGGGCUGGACUUCAGGCACGCAGACAUGACCCUCCGCUUGGUCGAGUGGAUCGAGUUGCUGGGCAUCCUCGGAGCCGACAAGGUGUAUCUGUACGAGCUGCAGACGCAUCCCAACAUAAGCCGCCUCCUGAAGUACUACGAAGGCACGGGACAAGUGGACGUGAAGCCCCUCACGCUGCCUGCUUUCCAGCCCAACGUACACCCGCUGCAGCACAUGUACCUCACCAGAAAGCUCAUCCACAAGCGCCAGAACGAGGUCAUACCGUACAACGACUGCCUGUACAGGAACAUGUACAAGUACGACUACAUAGCCCUGCUGGACACGGACGAGGUCAUCAUGCCCGUGAAGGCGCUCGACUGGCACGAACUGAUGCGGUCGAUCAAGGCCGACGCCACGAAGACCAAACAGCCGGACUCUUACAACGUGCGCAACGUCUACUUCUUCGACGACGCCAAGCACGCGCACGGCUGGUUCGCAGACAUCCCGCCCUACAUGCACAUGCUGCAGCACGUGUACCGCGCCAAGAACUUCACGAAGGCGGGCCAGUUCGUGAAGUGCUUCCACGACACGGAGAGGGUGCUGGCGCUGCACAACCACUUCCCGUUCCACUGCCUCGGCACCUGCCACUCGUUCUCCGUGCCGACGGAGGCGGCGCAGCUGCAGCACUACAGGAAGGACUGUGUGAACCAGUUGAAGAACAUGUGCAACGACUACCGGACUAAUGUGCUAACCGACACGACCGUGUGGAAGUACAAAGAGGAGCUGAUUGCGAGGACUGCAGCUGUUCUCGACGCUAUAGAUUACACAGCGUAGCUGUAGCGCCUGCACUGCGCUCCUUUCCUACAGCCAGUGCUCGGAGGUGGACAACAGACCUACAGACUGGUCCGGCGAACUUACUGUGGCUACGAAAGCGCCUGUGCUAUAUUUAUUCCAAAGAGGAAAAGACUGAGUUUCGCUUCCUAAAUAGAGAAAGUGCUAGUUUCGCUACAUUAAAGUGCAAGUGAUUGUAGACCAAAGAUACUUAAUAUUCUGAGAAACUUAUUUGUGCUGUCCAACGUAAAAGUACAUUAUGUAUGAUAGUUUAAUGGAUCUUCAAGUAAACGAUCUAAUAUUUUUUUACAA